Messenger RNA from Lactuca virosa, 632 nucleotides. Lineage: Eukaryota; Viridiplantae; Streptophyta; Magnoliopsida; Asterales; Asteraceae. The record is from the annotation of a GenBank genome assembly.
AAAGCUGUUUCAUACUUCAAUUCAACCUUCUCGUAAGCUCUGCCAUCUCAAUGCUCGGAAUGAUGGCAGAGCAGCAGCUAUGGAGAAUCAACCUUCAAGCAAAGGCAAAAAACAUCCAUUUCAAACUCAAAGCAUCUAAAUACUUACCAACUUGCUACAAUUUCUUUCGAUUCUCACUUUUCCUCAAGAUUUCGCAUCUCCUCAUCCGAUUGAGCUCUGAUAAUAACCCGACGACCAAACGAAAAUCAUUAAAAUCAAGAAUUUCCGGAGCCAUUCAGAAAUUUCGGAGAAGAAUCACAAAGAGAACAGCUUUUUCUGCUCAGAAGCCUUCGAAAAUCAAACGGUUGAAAUUGGGUUCUUUUGAGUCAAUCUAUCAGAAGGAUAGAAAAGGGAUCAUCAUCCAUGGUUUGAGCGUAUUUAAAUACCUCCUUACACAAAUAAAGAUAUUUAUGGAAACAAAAGCGAAUAAGUUGCUUUUACUUUCAAUUCUAGCAAUGAUGGGAUACCUUCUUUGGUUGCGUAUGAAGAACCAUUUGAGUUAUCAUGAAAGAACCUUUGCUUCAAGAUACUUUAGGAAGGUGUUAUAUUCAUUUGUUGACGAAAAGGCAACAACCCCUCCACCAUUUUUGUGA